This is a messenger RNA of Pelobates cultripes (western spadefoot toad), 31023 nucleotides long. NCBI's taxonomy places the organism in Eukaryota, Metazoa, Chordata, Amphibia, Anura, Pelobatidae. The record is from the annotation of a GenBank genome assembly.
CUUCGCGCGUAAACCGCAUCCCUUCAUUCAUUGUCAGCUUCCUGGAGCCAUUUUUCUGCCGCGGCGGGGAGGUCGAAGCCGGGGCCCAACUACUCUUAGCCGCACAAUCCGCCUCCAUCUGCCUCCCCCGGCCCUCGAUACCCCCCCGGGGACCCGCUCCAUGCAAGCCGGGGGUCUGCUCUAGCUCCAUCCCCCACUAUUUCCCCUCCGGGAGGCCGGGGCCGUGCGGAUUACAGGGCUCGGCGGGAGGCUCGGAGCGGCCCGGGGCAGGAGCGGCACGGCGGGCGGGCAGGCGGCAGGGGCAGCACCGCGAGCAGCAGACAUGAGGAAGGCGAUCCCGGCCGGGCACGACACGCUGCUGCUGUCCGGGCUGGCGGGGUCGGAGCGGGGCUCCGGGCUCCCGGGGGGGCUGGUGGCCGGGGGGGGCGGCGGGUACCUGCAGAUCCUCUCCUCCCCCGGCUCCCUGCACCACCACUCCCAGCCAGCACUGUGCGCCGCCGAGCCCCAGCACCCGGCCGCCAGCUACAUCUACUCCACCCCGCAUGGACCCGCCGGGAGAGCCGGCCUGCUGCAGCCCAGCCUGGGGCGCCCUCCGGUAAUAGCACGCUGCUACCUCCACCCCCCACCACAACUCCCAUCACUACUCCCACUAACCCAGCCCUCACUGCACCCCCCCACCAUGGGCAUCCCCGGUACAGACUGGGCCAGGGCUCCAUGCAGAGUCAGUAACAGGCAGCAGCCUGCAUGUGUCAUGUCUGACAUGGGCACUGUAUGACUGUGUGCAUUAAUACCCUAUACCCACUGCACCCAUUAGCUGGGCUACAACUACAACCCACACUCAGCUCAGCCAGCCUGAACAGCUCUAGUUUUGCCCUCCAUUACCCUCAUCUGAAUGGUGGGACUGCUACCAGCUAGUGGACUAGCUUUCCCAUGAUGCUUAGCUCUCACAUUGGUUGGCUGAGUGUCAUUGGAAGUAUGGUCCUGAGCAGCUGGAAGGCCACAAAUGAUGAAAUCUCAUGGUUUUGAUAAAGCAAUCGUGUUAUGUAUCAGUACAUUUAUUUUAUUUCAUCAUGGAAUGUUUGCAUUAUGAUCCAUUAGGGUGGGAGUCUUCUGAAAGCAGGUGCCUUUAUGGUUUUUGGGAAUAUUCCUUAGUAAAAGGGGUGCUGUUGGCUAUCAGAUUGUUUGUGAUAUAUAUCUUAAUAUAUUUUAAUUUUUUUUAGUGCUCUAUGUCCCGGAUAGUAAAGGGGUGAAAGGUCACCUGAGUUUUUGCAUCUGUCACAAUGGGGGAAGGGGUUGGGUGUAUAUAGCAGUGCCAGUGUAAGUAACCAGUUGCUCUCCCUUGGGUUGGGAGGGGCUGAUCCAGUUUUCAAGCAAUUAGGUCUACACCCCAGUGUUCAAUUGUAAUACAUAUUGUGUAGGGGGUUUACAAUGCUAAUCCCUUUUCAUUGCUAUUCCGUUGUUAACUCUUUAGCAUUUGCAGGAGUACACUGCUCCCAAGCAUGAUGGUAUUGUAGUCUCUUCAGUUAAACUGAGUAGCAGUCUUGUCUCUCCUCCAUGUUUCACAAUGUGUGGGACUCCUGGUCUCUGAGGUCUCCCUUCCCCCAUCCAGUUGCCUUGUGGCAGGCUAGAUUUCCAGUGCUGAGGCCUACUCAUGAAAAUGGGGUAAAUAAAUGCUCUUGGAUGUGGAUUUCUUGCCAAGAUGUGCUGUUGUGGAAAAAAUUAGGAUGGUGUAAUCACAUCAUUGUAUCACAGGCCUAAAAUUGCAUUGCUUCUGACCUGGACCGUGGUGUUGUUUUUUUUUUGCAUGUUAUUUGGUACACAAUGUUACUCAAAAUGUAAGUGUAGUACUGUAUUACAUUCCCUUCUGUGCAACUCAACCUUUGAAACAUAGGUCCAUGGUUAACUUGGGUGGUCUUCAACAAAAGACCAUCAAAUACUGCCAUUAAAAUGGCACUGUUAAUUACAACUAUUACCUACUAUAAACAUCGUAAAUUCAAAUUUUUUUUUUUUUAUAACUGAUGCUUCCAACAUAUAUCGACUAUGUGCACAGCGUGUUGUGCUUCAUCUUGUACUAAUUAGUGGACUGACUCAUAGGUGGUUUUUUUUGUUUUUUUUUAUAUAUGGCCUUUUUUGUUGAAUUCUGAUCUUAAUCUGUUUGGCCAACUAUUUUUUACUUUUCAGUUUCCUGUGAAUAAUUAUAAAACUUUGUGGAAAAAGAAACACUUUUCCAUAAGAGAAGAUCUCAUUAAAGGACCACUAUAGGCACCCAGACUACUUCAGAUUAAAGGGACACGUAGGCACUGUAUCUGCUUCAUCUCAUUAAACUGGUUAUAGUGUCUGGAGCCCUCUGGUCCCAUCAUUUAUAUCCGCAUUAAACAGUUCUCAAAGUUUUAAUGCUAAACAAGAGUCCCCGGCAAUCCAUCCCCUCUGUGCUGCUUUGGCUAAUAAGGAAGUAUUAGCCUGAGCAGCAAUAGGCAGCUGUGAUUGGCUGAGAGUGUCAGCAGACUGCUUUUAGCCUCUCAGAGUUCCAACUGACGGUAUGAAUGGGCAUGACAACAAGGAAGUGUGUAAUCUCUGCCUUAGCCACACAUACUGAAGGGGCCGGACUGUGGGUGGCCAGGGACUCUUAUUUUGUGGCAUACUGCACGAACAUGGUUCAACACUGAAUGGAGGGACAAUGGCAGGGCACUUCAGGCACUAUAACCAAUUCACAGAGAUGAAAUGCUUAUAGUGACUACAGUGUUCCUUUAAUGAAGUAGUCUGGGUGCCUGGUCCAGCUAGGGUUAACUUUAAAAAAAAAAAAAAAAAAAUCUCUAUAUCUCUAUAUCACACCCCAGUUUCAGAGAAACUGCUAUGUUUACACUGAGGGUUAAUCCAGCCUCUAGUGGCUCUCAUUGUUUAUAAAUAGGUUAAUCCAGCGUCUAGUGGCUGUCUCUUGACAGCCGCUAGAGGCGCUUGCGUGCUUCUCACUGUUAACUUCAGUGAGAAGGCGCAAGCGUCUAUAGGAAAGCAUGAAUGUUUUCUUAUGAGACUUGCUGAAUGCGCGUGCAGCUCUUGCCGCGCAUUCAGCCAAAGAGGAGGUUCGUUUAACCCCUUCCUCUCCCCAGAGCCUGGCGGGAGGGGGACCCUGAGGGUAGGGGCACCCUCAGGGCACUAUAGUGCCAGGAAAAAGUGUUUUCCUGGCACUAUAGUGGUCCUUUAAGCAAAAGUAUCGGACAAGCUAUCAGAGUAGGAAGAGGCUUCACCAGCCAAGAGCCUCUCUAAGUUCUGCUCUAUGGUGAACUUUUGCCCCAACAUAUGUAUUGGGUAUUUAUGGGCUUUAUGAAAGAUCAAACUACUACUGUGAAUUCAGUGAUCCCUGGUUAGACCUCUAGCUGCAGAUAUAUUAAAAAAAAAAAAAAAUAAAAUAAAUUCUCACUCGAAAUAGUUGUCGAACUAUCCAAAUUUAUCCAACCUUUGACAGCUGUUAUAGGCUGAUCUCUUUAGGUUAUGGGCAUUAAUCUGCUGACUUCUAUUUAAUAAGAAAACUAAGCAGCAAAUCACUACAUCUAAAUUAAGCAGUUUUGAUGCAAAGAUCCUGCCUUUACCUUUCUGAGAAACUGCUAUAUUUCUAUUUAGACUUUUUUUUUUUUUUUUUUAUCCUCAGUCUUUAAAAAGGUCUGUUUAAUGUCAUCAUACAAAAUAUAAUGAAUCUGAUUUGAUUGUCUGAGUGGUGUGACCCUUCAGUGCCAUACAUGGCAAUAGCUUUUUUUUUGUUGUGGGCGAUUUGGAUCAGAGAAAGAGUAGGGUCUCAUCAGUGGUGGAUUAGGCUGAAAAGUGUAAUUUCCAACUCCUGCAUUACAGGUAAAUCAAAUGCAUAUGCAUCACUUUGAGAGUCUCAUACAAAAGCAUUUGCUGGAGGGCCGGGAACAAGCAGGUUAUUUUUGAAAAUAUAUUUACAUGCCUUUUCUUUCUUAUGCUUUCCACACAAACUCCAGGGGCAACAUGAACUUGCAAAUUGGUGUCCUAUCCCUAGGAAUGCUGAAAAAGUCUAUUUGCAUGCCUGACAGAUUUACAAAUGUGCAGUUGUACAACCUCUUCAACUUGCCACAUCUCAUGGAGAGAAGAGAAUUCAGUGUGAUUAUGCAGAGCAGGUUCUGGUUUCAGAUUUCUCUUGCCUACUGCUGCACAAUGCCAUGGUUCUGUCACUAGUAGCGUGAUCUAAAACUAAGGGGGGGGGGGGGGGCAAUAAUGCAAUUUGACAAAGUUUAUUAUGGUCAAUUUAUAUAUUUUCAAAAAAUGUCUUGCUUUGAGUUUUCUACAAUAAGCAUGCUUGACUUGAAUACGAUAGUCAAAGACCGAUAUUCCUGACCCUACAGUGUUAAAAUUGCUUUCUUGUCCUUUCUCUCCCGCCACUCCCCCUCCCUCCUUUUGCAGGCCAUUAACUCCUAAAGGACUUGAAGGAAUACGAUAGUCAAAGACUGAUAUUUCUGACCCUAUAGUGUUAAAAUUGCUUUAUUGUCUCUUCUCUAAGCGUUUCUGUAUGUUGCUGGCAGAGGUGUAGCUCCACCUUCGGACUCCACUAGCCAGCCCAGAACGAAAGAUCCAGUCUGGCUCGUGUGAAUUCUGUGCAUAAUGUUCACAGAAGUUCAUUCAUUGGCUAAAAUCGCCCCACUGACUGUCAGCCAAUGCAUGCCCAAUAGGAUCUGAAUCUACAGAUGUCUGAUGUUCGUUUCCUAGUUUUAGCAGAGGUUUUGCGUCUGAUGGAUUUUGUAAGAGGGUGAACCAUUGCAGAAUACUAUUCCCUAAUAAUAGGGUAAAUAGCUGAUGUACUUCUGGCAUCAUAACCAUUAAAGCUGACUGAAGUGGUUAUGCUGCUCGUGGUAACCAUUUAAAUUGUAAGCUGCAGACCGUGACAAGGGAGCUUCUUAUGCCAUAAUCCAAGGCUAUUAUGGUUGCCACAAUCACUCUUACCUUGGCCAUAUUGCUGAAUGACCGCCACACCAUUUACUAUUAUUACAGACUUGUGUGGACUGUUAACAAUUUCAACUUGCUGACUGUAUUUAGAGAAUGUUUGUUUAUUUUACAUAUAUUGUUGGAAGCCUUGCCCUUGGACAUUUUUUUUUGUUUUUAAUACCCUGUAACGCUGCCUUUUGUUGGCGCCCUGCCAAUUUCAAAGCAGUUAGUGCUUAUGCUGCAUUUACAUUUUUGUAUCUUGCAUGAGAUGAGUAUUAGCAGGAGCCAGGUAUCAUUAUGCAUAUUUUAGUUUUUCAGUUUUUAGAGGACACCUAUUUUGCUGAUAGCCAGCAUGUUUUGAAUAUUUGAGCAUCAUCACUUUUAAUACUUCAACCUUUUCUAUGUUCUUUAAUUGUUUGGUUUUUGCCCUAUUGUCAAGUGACACUGAAAUAGUAUGCUUUUUGUUCUAGUGCUAUAAAGAUGCAUGGAACUGUUUUCCCUAAUUUAUAGAACGGCCUGUAUGUCGCACCACGUUUUGCAUCUUUUUCUUGAGCAGUUGGGGGAAACUUGUGAAAACAAUAACUUAAUCCCUUGGGAUUAUAUUAAAAAUGAAGAAAAAUUGCAAAUAGUUUCAAUUUAAAGGGAAAGCAUUGGAUUGGCUAAAAUUGGCACUGGGGUGGGGCCAAAUGCUGUUUUGGCCCAUCAGGACCUCCUCAUAGAGGAGUUGUACCACUUACUGGUCUGAUUAAAGUAUUUACAUAACUUCUUUUUCUAGUGUGCUCUUUUUGAUAUAUUCAGUAUUUGUUGGGUACUUGAGGGAGUACCUGUGAGUAAAUAGCACCUAAUGGUAUUUUGUUUAUAUGUUCUCUCCAUAUGGAGUUAUUGUUACUGGGUUAUAUAACUGACAUACAAUUGAGCUCAUAAUACUCUACCUUUAUUUUUGGAUGGAUUCAGAACAAAUUCUAAUUCUUUGUCAUCUUAGAUACUCACAAAUUACAUGUGGUUUUUUUUAUCUUUUUGUAAAAAAAAAAUUUUUUUUUUUUUUUUUAUCUCCUAUCCAAAACCUUCUCCAGGCAAAGAGGCGGCUGGAACUUGGAGAUGGAAGUCACCCAUAUCUCUCUGAAGGCUUAAAGACACCCAAAGGGAAAGGAAGAGCAAGUGGACUGUGUCCAGACAGUCCAAAAAGUAAGUAUUUUAAGGGAAAUGGGUGUACAUUAAAUUAUCAGGCUAGUAUUUUAUGGCUCAAACCUAGACCCCCAUUUUUAUUUUUUUUUAUGGCAAUGUUAGAACAUUUUUGUUAUGUACACAUGGAUCCACACGUGCAAGUUCCUGGGUGAACAGGGAAGCUGUGUUGCAACCAAGCAGAUAUUUAAAGACACUUGUGUCACCAGAACCACUACAGCUUAAAGGGACACUAAUCACCUGAACAACUACAGCUUAAUGUAGUUGUUCAGGUGAGAUCUAUAGCUCCCUGAAGGCAAUCUAAUGUAAACACUGUAUUUUCAGUAAAUACAAAAGAGGGGGUUAAGGGCUGCACUAAUAGUAAAUAAUAAACAAAACAACAAAUAAUAAAACCAGAUAUAAUCAAUAGACAAAGUUCGUCCAGAAAUAAAUUGAAACAGUCUCCCUGAUAUGUGAUAAGAUAAUAGUCCUCAGGUGUUGAUCCGUCCGUAUGGUGGCAGUCCAUAUAUGUGGAAAUAAAAAACAAAGAAAGCUUCCAAUGGUGAAAUAUUGUACGUCCAAAUGUGAUGUAUAAAUCAAGAGAAAGGUAUUUUACUCACAUUUGUUGGCGCUUGAACCAGCUCUAGGAGAAGAGGCAUUUAGUGGUUUGAUCCCCACUAUCGGAUACACUUGAGUGGUGGGUCCGUCUGUCCGGCUUAGGAUUUCCUUGGUGUAGGCUGGGACCUACUCAGAUGUACGUAGUUCUUUGGUGCUGGGGAGAUAGGUCCGCCUCUCCAAUUUUGGAUAAUGGGUAUCUUCGAAAUAUAUAAAACAGCAGAUAGUGCUCUCAGUUUGAACAAUAAAACAAUUUUAUAAAAAGUUAUACUUACAAGAAUAGAGCAGGCAGAUACUGCUCUAUUACCACAGCGCUGGUGGAGUUAUCCCCACCUAAAGGAUUUCUUUGGACGGGAUACACUUGAGGAUUAAAAUUAAAAAAUUAUAUUUUGUAUAAAAUAAAAGGAUAAAAAAUAAAAUAAAUUUUUUAAAAAAAAUAAUAGGAUAUGAGAGUGCCAGGAGUAGUUAGUGUAUAAAAUGCAAUAAAAAUAAGUAUAUAAAAUUGGUCCUAGUAUAAAAGGUAACCAAAAAUAACUUAUUGAUUUUAAAAUACAAUUAUUAAAACUAUUUGCGCGUUUCACCUAUGAGGUUUUUUCAAAAUGGUAAAAGAACAAUACACCUGGCAGAAAACCGAAUUUAUAAGUACAUACAGAGAUUGAAUUUGGCGCCAAAUUUUAGUGCACCAAUCAUAUUCAAGAAUUAAAACCGAACAAAAAAUACAAUUAAAAAUGAGUUAAAAACCAUGUGGGUACAAUGGUCUAAGCCUAAUUAGGCGUAGGUAGUACUAAUUUUAUUAAAACGAAGCUUUUGAAGAGAUUUAAUUCAAGUUGUUCCCGAUCACGUGAUCGGGACGUGCUGCGCAUCCGCGGACCGUCUAAAUAGGCGGAUCACUUAGUAAUGUAAACAGAGGGCUCAGUGGCCGGCAUGGGAGUGCAAUGCUCCAUGGGAAAUGGAGUCCUGCUGGUCACUGAGCUCCCAAUGAUUAAAAACCACAGAGUGAAAACAUUUUAAGAGAAAACAAAGAGGAUUUAGUUUAAAAUCACAGUAAAAGGACAUGGAAGGUUCCACUGAUUUAACAUAAGGGUGUUAAAUGAACAUAUAAGCUGCAUAUUGCAAUAAGAAUAAUAAUAAAGAUAUAAAUGAAAAUAUAUGCUUAUAUUUUCAUUUAUAUCUUUAUUAUUAUUCUUAUUGCAAUAUGCAGCUUAUAUGUUCAUUUAACACCCUUAUGUUAAGUCAGUGGAACCUUCCAUGUCCUUUUACUGUGAUUUUAAACUAAAUCCUCUUUGUUUUCUCUUAAAAUGUUUUCACUCUGUGGUUUUUAAUCAUUGGGAGCUCAGUGACCGGCAGGACUCCAUUUCCCAUGGAGCAUUGCGCUCCCAUGCCGGCCACUGAGCCCUCUGUUUACAUUACUAAGUGAUCCGCCUAUUUAGACGGUCCGCGCAUGCGCAGCACGUCCCGAUCACGUGAUCGGGAACAACUUGAAUUAAAUCUCUUCAAAAGCUUUGUUUUAAUAAAAUUAGUACUACCUACGCCUAAUUAGGCUUAGUCCAUUGUACCCACGUGGUUUUUAACUCAUUUUUAAUUGUAUUUUUUGUUCGGUUUUAAUUCUUGAAUAUGAUUGGUGCACUAAAAUUUGGCGCCAAAUUCAAUCUCUGUAUGUACUUAUAAACUCUGUUUUCUGCCAGGUGUAUUGUUCUUUUACCAUUUUGAAAAAACCUCAUAGGUGAAACGUGUAAAUAGUUUUAAUAAUUGUAUUUUAAAUCAAUAAGUUAUUUUUGGUUACCUUUUAUACUAGGACCAAUUUUAUACUUAUUUUUAUUGCAUUUUAUACACUUUAACUACUCCUGGCACUCUCAUAUAUCCUAUUUUUAAAGUUUAGUUUAUUUUAUUUUGUAUCCUUUUUUAUACAAAAUAUAAUUUUUUAAAUUUUAAUCCUCAAGUGUAUCCCGUCCAAAGAAAUCCUUAGGUGGGGAUAAUUCCACCAGCGCUGUGGUAAUAGAGCAGUAUCUGCCUGCUCUAUUCUUGUAAGUAUAACUUAUUUUAUAAAACUGUUUUAUUGUUCAAACUGAGAGCACUAUCUGCUGUUUUUAUAUAUUUCGUGGAUACCCAUUAUCCAAAAUUGGAGAGGCGGACCUAUCUCCCCAGCACCAAAGAACUACGUACAUCUGAGUAGGUCCCAGCCUACACCAAGGAAAUCUUAAGCCGGACAGACGGACCCACCACUCAAGUGUAUCCGACAGUGGGGAUCAAACCACUAAGUGCCUCUUCUCCUAGAGCUGGUUCAAGCUCCAACAAAUGUGAGUGAAAAACCUUUCUCUUGAUUUAUACAUCACAUUUGGACGUACAAUAUUUCACCAUUGGAAGCUCUCUUUUCUUUUCUUUUUUUUAUUUUUUUUAUUUCCACAUAUAUGGACUAUCUGCCACCAUACGGACGGAUCAACACCUGAGGACUAUUAUCUUAUCACAUAUCAGUGAGACUGUUUCAAUUUGUUUCUGGAUGAACUUUGUCUAUUGAUUAUAUCUGGUUUUAUUUGUUGUCUUUAUUUACUAUCUAUUAGCGCAGCCCUUAACCCCCUCUUUUGUAUUUCCUGUCUCUUAAAGGGUUUCUUGAGGGAUUCCCUUUUAGGGUUGCUGCUUUUUUGGUUUAGCGCAGACACUUCCCCCCUCUCUGUUUUACUGUAUUUUCAGUGUUUACAUUGAUGGGAAUACCUCCAGUGGCCAUCACUCAGACGGCUAUCAGAGGGAGUUCCUAUCAUGUAGGGCCUUAAAAAGGCUGACGUGUGCAGGAGAGAGAAGGCACUGUGUGUGUGCGCCUUCUCUCUCCUGCCUCUCAGCAGAGGAGAGGGGGCGGGCAAAGAUCGCGAGCUGAGCUGUCAGCUCGCGCAUGUGCGGUAGUGCACUCAGGACUUCAGAGGGAGGCACAAAUGCCGCCCUAUGAAGUAUGUGUGGCAAAACCGCGCAUGCGCACAAGGGAGCAAUGACUCUUCCAAAUGAAAGCGUCUGAUUGCUCCCUGCUUGCGCCCAUUUCGUCACUUUGACGAAAUAGGGGGCACGGCUUCACAAGGCUUUUGGCGCUGGAACCAGGUGAGUAAAAAAGCUGCCUGGAGAGUCCCUUUAAUGUAGUGGUUCUGGUGUCUAUAACAUGUCCCUGCAGGCUUUUCAAUAUAAAUGCUUUUUUUAAAGAAAAGGCGUGUUAACAUUGUUGCAUAGUAUCACCACUAGUGGAAGUCACUCAGCCAUUAGACAUGCUUCCUAUUUCGGUGCAGCACUUAUGGAGACACUGAAUCCUUUUCUUUGGGAAAACAUUGGAUGGGUUUAGAUCACCUAGAUUGAUUUCAGCCAUGGAGGCGGAGCCAGCUGCAGCAUGUCACUGAUAUUACUGGGGAAAAGGUAAAUAAAGCUCACUUUCAUACCUAAACAUUGAACAGGUAACUAUAGUGUUAGAAAUACAAAUGAAUGCGGGUAACUUCAUUUUGGUAUGACACGAAAGUUGCUAGCUAUGUUAACUAGUGUUUUGGAUUUUAGUUUUUCUGUAUAAACGGCAUAAACUGAUUUUAAACUCUUAACACUCCUGUUUAAUGGCUUGGACUUCUUUGGCAGCAACUGUAUGUUCCAAAGCAGGUUUAUGCCUGUUGCAAAUUACCUGGAUCAUGCAGUUAAUAUUUCGUUACUGUUGGCAUGGAGAAACUGUGCAUCUUUCCAUGAUGUCUGCAGUUUGCCCUUCUGUGGGAUAUAUUUUACUAGUGCAUUGUGGGUAGAUAUUAAAGGACAACUGUAAUCAUUCUUUUUAUUUUUUAUAUUUAGCUUAAUGGAAUUUGUAUUAGAUCGCGUAUUGAAUUGUUUUGAGAACACUUCACUCUUUAUAUGACUGGGCUGACAUGUUGUGUCAGACUAGUUGUCAGGUAUGUGCAAUUUCUAUCUCAAGGGACAUAAAUUCCAGUCUGAGCAGUUUUAAUAUUUAGUCCUGCUCUGGGCUAUAAAGACUUUGACCGAGUGACUGAAUUCCUUGGAGGUCUUACUUUAUAGCGGAGACCAAGCUGCCGUCCUUCACUCUGGCUACACUUUGUGGUGGAGGCUUUGUGAAGAAGGAUGGACAUGCAGCAUAUCUGCUCCCUGAGUGGCUGGUCCGAUAAGAGCAAUAUGGAGCACACCCACUAUUUGUGGCCUAUAAUGCCCUUAUGAUUCUGUUUAGAAGUUUUUGGGUUUUUUUUGGAGGCGGUAAAAUCUCUAUAUAGAGGAAAUUUUACAACCUUUGGUCCCCGUUUUGAAAGUGUUCUUUCAUGAUUCACUAAAGUAAGAAUAGCUAGAAACCAAAGUGAAUUUCAGCUUUAAAGUGGAUAGAAUCUUUAUGAAAUACUCGUAUUGGCUCUGUUGGGGUUUCACUGGAAUUCCAACACAGUCCAGAGAGAUACUGAGACAAAAUAGACUCUCUAGACACUGGGCGUAGUUACCACUGUCUAGCAGUGUCAAUCCCCAGCUGUUACCAGUCUUGCGGGUUCUUCCAUAGUCCUCAAUACUGUAGUUUCACACAUGCACAAAAACACAGCAGUCACAUCUGCUCCUGGCGCUGAUAUGCAGUGUCCCAAAAUGGUGACCAUGUCACUUUAAGGCCAAAAUAGGCAUAGUGAAAACAGAAUUGGUUUUUAUUUUAUUUUUUCUACAUUUUCGAUUUUACAAUUAAUUCCUGGCAAUUCUAACUUUACGGAAUAAUCCUGCUAGGUCUGUUAUUCUCAAUAAUGCAAAUGAUUCCCUUUUUUUUAGUCCAAAUAAGUGCAACUUGGGAUAGCAAUGAAUAGGCUGUGAGUGCCUCCUUGUCAGUCUCAACCAAUCCUAUGGGGAAGCACUGUGAUUGGAUCAUCACUUCUGAUGUUAGCAGACAGCGUGCUUUUCAUAGGAAAACUGCAUGCAGAGCUUCAGGCUUGAAUACAAGUAAGAUUUAUAUAUUUAGGGAGGCUAGAUGGUGGUUUUAACACUAUAGGGAUAGGCAUACAUGUUUGUGUUCCUGACCCUAUAGUGUUCCUUUAAUGUAUGCAAGUAAGCAGAAGAAUUCACUUCUAUUUACACUUUAAAAAAAAAAAAUACACCUCUUUCAUAUUAAAUACUCCGACACUUAUUAUAUAUCAUUUUAUUCAGGGGAAACAGGGCUUUCAUUUAAUAUCAAAUAUUUAGCUAUGAAACAUAAUUUAAUAUGAAAAAAAAUGGGAGAAAAUAAGAUUUUUUUUAUUUUUAUUUUUUUUAGUUCUACAUGACAUUUUAACGGUCAAUGUCACAAUACUGUUUGCUUUUACUGCAAUAAAAUACACAUUUGUAUUCAGCAAAGUAUCACGUGUAAAACAGUACCCCCUAUGUAGGUUUUAUGGCGUUUUGGGAAGUUACAGGGUCAAAUAUAGCACAUUACAUUUGAAAUUGAAAUUCACCAGAUUGGUUACGUUGCCUUUGGGACUUUAUAGUAGCCCAGGAAUGAAAUUUACACCCAUAAUGGCAUACCAUUUGCAAUAGUAGACAACCCAAGGUAUUGCAAAUGGGGUAUGUCCAGUCUUUUUUUAGUAGCCAUUUGGUCACAAACACUGGCCAAAGUUAGCGUUCGUAUUUGUUUGUGUUUGAAAAAUGCAAAAAAUGGCAAUUUUGGCCAGUGUUUGUGACUAAGUGGCUACUAAAAAAGACUGGACAUACCGCGUUUGCAAUGCUUUGGGUUGUCUACUAUUGCAAAUGGUAUGCCAUCAUAGGGGUAAUUUUCAUUCUUGAUAUAGACAGUGGAACCAGCGCUUAUAUAUAAAAGUGAAUAUUAAAUACAAAUAUAACUUAUAAUAUUAAAUAGCUGCUAAACAUUCAUAGAUUCCUAUUAACUUAAACACACAAAACAAAUUAGGAAUGUAGCGCUUAUAAAUAAAAUAAUAAAUUAAUCACCUUUGCAAUUUUGGGGUAAAAUGUCACUGGAAAUCAGCAAGGAAAAUUGUAAGCGAAGAGCUAUCGACUUAGCUCUAGUUUUAAUAGCUUCUGGGUCUAUACAGGUGACCCCAAACCCUUCUCACAGUAUGUUCCUGAGGUAAGUGUAGAGUCAAAAUAAUUGACUCAAUUUCUUAGCGUUGUGCAAAUUCGGGACUGCACUCCCCAUACAAUGAAACGAUAUCCGGUUUGAAGAAGCCACGUCGGUAGUGGCGAAACGCGUCCCGGUAUUUUUAAGCACAUUGUGGCUAUUUUAUGAGUGUAUUAAAUAAAUAAUUGCUUUUAUUUUCGAAUGAUCCUGGUUCCCGAUAUCGUUUCAUUGUAUGGGGAGUGCAGUCCCGAAUUUGCACAACGCUAAGAAAUUGAGUCAAUUAUUUUGACUCUACACUUACCUCAGGAACAUACUGUGAGAAGGGUUUGGGGUCACCUGUAUAGACCCAGAAGCUAUUAAAACUAGAGCUAAGUCGAUAGCUCUUCGCUUACAAUUUUCCUUGCUGAUUUCCAGUGACAUUUUACCCCAAAAUUGCAAAGGUGAUUUAUUAUUUUAUUUAUAAGCGCUACAUUCCUAAUUUGUUUUGUGAAUUUUCAUUCUUGGGCUACCAUAGGGUCUCAAAGGCAACGUACCCCAUGCUGAGUGUGAGGCCCUGACACAUUGAAAUGCGUCUGGGUAUUAUUGUAGCUGAGGGAUGUUCACCAAGGGUGUUUGAAUUAAAUUGCCUGCUGUAUGGGGACAUGCCGGAUGGGGUGCCAAGCAGGCAGUCUUCCUAGUCUUUUAGCCCUGCUGUAGGUUUGAUUGGGAGCGAUUGGUGUCGUGGAUGGACUAGCUCAUCUAGAAAUGAUCAUUAGGCAACUGUAGUAUAAGGCCAGCUAGAGACCGCAGUAGUUUGUAAAGUAUGGGGAGUUGUGAAAAACAGCAGCUGCUCCUCAUAAUGUGCAAAGUUGAAGGCUGCCAGGAUACAGCAUAGCGUCAUCCCAACGGCCAAUAAUCAUGCAUGAACGAAAUAGAAGUGAAAGUGACAGGCUAGAAUUGUCCUGCUUUGUUAAAAGUACCCAUACUUAAUUUGCAGUUAAUAAAAUAUAUAUUACAAGGAAUUUGAUAACCACAUGACUACAGAAAUUCUUCGCUGGGAAUAGACUCACUGGCAGAAACUGCAAUGUUUACAACCACAUAGAAAUGGUGUUGGCACCAAAACCACUAAAUUAAAGGGUUACUCCAACCCCUUGUUUUGAUUGGGUUCCUCUUCUUCUCUAAUGCCAAAUAGAUAUCUUCUUUUAGAGGGAUUCAGCACGUCUAUCUUAUAGAGAAGCCUAUGUUUAGGCCAUCUGACUGGCUUAGAGCACAUGUGUGCACUCUGAGCCGGUGUGGGGAGGGAAUGGAAGUAGGGAAGGCGAGAGAGGUAAAAAUUUGUCACAUCGGAUAGGUGUCAUGGAAUAUUGUAGUUUGGGAAGGAGAGGAGACAUAGGCUUUUAUUUUUCUAUAAAAAUGAUCAAUUUCAAGGGUACAGGAAGAAAAAGGGGAAUCGGGUACAAGUAAAAUUGAAAUACAUAAACGUACGUAUGUAAAAUUUGUUGGACAGGAAAUGUUUAUUGUAAAAUCUGAACUGCUCUUUGAAGCCAAAAAGUAUAUUGCUGUAAUCGUUGAUCUGGGUGAUGUAGUCUAUAUGGCCAGCUCUUCUAAUGCUGUCAUUGCAGGCCCUACAUAAAAACUCCUAAUUAUCUCCCGCACCUUUUGGUAAUGUGUGAAUUGUAGACCGUUUAAUGGUGCACACUCCCUAUUGCUCAAGAUAAAUGUGCACUUUGCUUCUAUGACAGGUUUAAUCCAGGAGAUUAUGUAUCUCAUGGAUAUUCCAAAUCUCCCCUAAUACUACUGCGCGUCUGUCUUGUUUACGCAUAGCUAGAUAUUUUCAAAUUUGCGCUAGCAUGUCUGUUCUGUUUCAUAAUCCUUUUGGCUUUAACCUGUAUGAAGUAGGGUGAGCAUAGGACAGUCUGAAAAAUGAUUUGGGUCGAAUUAGAUUGAUCUUGCUGUGUAGAGCAUAUGUAGUCAUAAUACACCAAACCUACAUUUUGAAGAAAAUUACAGACUUUAUCAAAGACUGGCGGCUUACUUUGCAAUUUUUUUUUUUAUUUUUUUUUGCUUGACAUGUUGUAACACUGCAGCAUAAACCUAAUUUAACUUUUUAAUUGAUAAGGUUGUUCAGAACAAUGGAUAUGCAAGUCGGUGAUCUUCAUUGUAGGAAUAUUGCGUGCACUUGCGUAUAUAUAUUUCUGAACUAUUUUUUUAUGAUUACUUAACUGCUUGUGUCAAAGGUCACAAGGUGUGGUAACUUUUUUUUUUUUUUAUUAUUUCUUCCACUUUGGAAAGUGUAUAAUAUGCAGAAACGUCAAUAGUCUUGUAGAGGGUAUGAAGAUGUUUUAUGGUGUGCUGCAUGUUGGUGUGAAUUGGUGACUAGUAAAAUCUUGCUAUUUAUAUGAUGAGUGACUGUGUAUGCAUGAGCCAGUUUAACAUCUUGAGUGUAUAACAAACGUGUUACUAAACUCAGGGUUUAACCCUCUGACAUGCAACGGGUUACAUUUUGUCUAGCAAAAUUUCUAGGAAACCUGAUAAGCUGCAAUUAUAAUGUUUACAUUCAAUUAUUUGAUUUCAAAUUUAAGGCCAAAUUACCAGGACGACUGGAAUUAUAGCCAAGCUGCAUAUUUUCUCCAGUUUUGGCUCGUGGUUUUAAAAACAAAAAAACACUCUGGCACUUUCGCAAUGUCAUGGUGCAGAAAAGUCCUGUGUGCUUGCUUAUUUAAACUGGUUAAACUGUUAAUGGGGGCUGGUCCGGUGCUUCUUGCAUAUAAACAAAGUAACUAUUCCCAGACCAGUUCAUGAAGUUGUUUAUUUCAUAGGACUGUUAUAUCAAUUCUUGUGUUUAAUUUUGUUAUCCUCCUGCCUUUCCUUGAUUUAGUACACCACAUGCUCCCCUUAAAGGAUCACUAUAGGCACCCAGACCACUAAGCUGAAGUGGUCUGGAUGCCAGGUCCAGCUAGGGUGUGUGUGUGUGUGUUUUUUUUUAAUUAUUAUUAUAAAUGGGUUAAUCCAGCCUCUAGUGGCUCUCUUGACAGCCGCUAGAGGCGCUUGCAUGCUUCUCACUGUGAAAAUCAGUGAGAAGACGCCAGCGUUCAUAGGAAAGCAUUGUGAAUGCUCUCCUAUGGACUGGCUGAAUGCGCCCGCAGCUCUUGCCGUGCAUGCGCAUUCAGCCGGAGAGGAGUAGGAGGAGAGCUCCCCACCUGGCACUGGAGAAAGAGGUCAUUUUAACCCCUUCCUCUCCCCAGAGCCCAGCGGGAGUGGGACCCUGACAAGUGUUUUCCUGGCACUAUAGUGGUCCUUUAAAGGGAUUCUCUAAUGCCAGGAAAACAAACUAGUUUUCCUGGCACUAGAUUCAUGGAGUGCACCUGUCCCUCCUGCCCCCUAUCCCACUUACCCGAAUCCAACGCCGAUGUCCCUCGGCGCUGGUUCAGGCGGCUCCUCCGCCGGUGGGGGAGACCUAAUGCGCACGCGCGGUAAUGGCCGCGCACUCAUUAGACCUCCCCAUAGGAAAGCAUUAUUCAGUGCUUUCCUAUGGGGAUUCAAGCAACGCUGGAGGUCCUCCUGCAUAGCGUGGGGACAUCCAGCAUCGUUUAGACUACCGGAAGUCCCUCUAGUGGCUGUCUGGUAGACAGCCACUACAGGAGGAUUUAACCCAGCAAGGUAAUUAUUGCAGUUUAUAAAAACUGCAAUGAUUACACUUGCAGGGUUAAGGGUAAUGGGAUUUGGCACCCAAAGCACUCCAAUCGGCUGAAGUGGUCUGAGUGCCUACAGUGUCCCUUACAUACGUUUUACUCUGUAGAUUGGUGUGUGUUUUAUUUUAACUUCAGGAAAUAUCACUUGUUAAAUAUUUUGUGUAUGUUGGUGCUUAAAAAAAUGGCAUGUUGACUUAUGACUUCUGAUAUCAAAGUAAACUUGAGAGCCUUUUUAUUUUGAGUUUUUUUGGACUCAAUUAGAAUUUCUAAAUGUUCUGUUAACCUGCAGCAAUUUUCUAAAAACAAUUUAUCAUGUAAAAUGCAGUUUUUUUUGCUACUUAAAUGUAUGUUUGUGUGUGUAUAUGCAUGCCAUGCAAUACUCCAUGCCCUGUUGUAUACUGGAAUGGUGUUUUUGACAAAGCUUGUGUACUUGUGUUUUUUUUUUUCCCAGCACCAAAGUCUCCAAUAGAAAAGACUCGAUAUGACACCUCACUUGGUCUACUGACAAAGAAGUUCAUUCAGUUGCUCAGUCAGUCGUCUGAUGGAGUUGUUGAUCUAAACAGAGCAGCUGAAGUUCUCAAUGUUCAGAAAAGAAGAAUUUAUGAUAUCACUAAUGUGUUGGAAGGCAUACAUCUUAUUAAAAAGAAGUCCAAAAACAACAUCCAGUGGAUGUAAGUGUCUUAAAUGACUGGUUUAUUUUUUUGGAUCAGUGAGAUACAUUUUAAGCAGUUUUGCAGAGAAAGUUAUGCAUAUAUUGCUUUGUUGUAAAAAUAAUGGGUUACUAUGGUGCAAUUUUAAGAAGCUCUGUGGAACAUGCACUGCCAUGCUGAUUAGUAAAUUAUGGAUCCCUGCAGACCUCAUUGGAACACACAAAGGCACACUAUAGGCAUUCAGACCACUUCAUCUCAUUGAAGUGGCCUGGGUGCAGUGUCCUUGUCACUUUAACCCUGUAGCUGCAAACAUUGCAUGUUUACAUUGCGGGUUAUGCCUGACUCUAGUGGCUCUUUAGAGAUGGAGAUUGAGUUGAGGCUGUGAUUGGCACAGUCCUGCUUGCUGGAUUAUCCUGCAAAGAGAUAGUGGAAGCAGGGAAUGAAGCAGUGCAUGGCCCCAGGUAAGUGUAAACUACUAAAAAUAAAAUGGUUUGACAUAUUUACACUGGGAGGGUUCCUAGGCACUCCUGGCAAAAUAAUCAUUACAAUGGGCUGUAGUGGUUAUAAUGCUGGAGGUAUUCCUCUUAAUAAUCUGAAGAUACUGUUUAUUUGUUUUGUGUCAUGGUAGAAAUGACAGUGUGGUUUGAGUAACUUUAAUACCUGGUAAGUUGCUUAGGACCUCGUAUGUUGCACCCUAUUACGUCAGGGGGCUAGCAACAAAGCUAAAAUACAGCUUUAAUAGUAUCUCCAAGAAUCAUUCUCCAUUGUCACAGCUAGUACUCUUCCUCCUCAGUAAUAUUACUUGUUUCUUUUUUUAACUCCUUUUAAAGAGACGCUGCAGGCACCCAGACCACUUCAGCUCAUUAAAGUGGUCUGGGUGCCAACUCCCAUCACCCUUAACCCUGCAAAUGUUAUUACUGCAAUAUUUACCUUGCAGAGUUAGGUUCACCUCUAGUGGCUGUCUAUUUCCGGCUUCUUAGACUACUUUUGGUCGUCUAAACGACGCUGGAUGUCCUCGCCCUAUGCAUGAGGACUUCCAGCAUCGCCGGAAUCCCCAUAUUAAAGCAUAGAAUAAUGCUUCCCUAUAGGGAGGUCUAAUGUGUGCAUGGCCAUUGCCGCGCAUGCAGAUUAGGUCUCCCUGGCCGGCGGGGACAGAAUGUGGGCGUAGCCUGCCGCAGCCUCGAGGAUCAUCUGUGAUGGAUUCAGGUAAGUGUCUGAAGGGGUUUUAACCCCUUCAUGGACGUGGGAGGGGGGCACUCCAGGAUUCUCUACUGCCUGGAAAAUGGGUUGGUUUUCCUGGCACUGCAGAGGCCUUUUAAUUGUGAGGCAAUGGAAAAAAAGGUGCAUCUAGAACUGAGCCUCUGCUACUUGCAAAACCUCCAUGACUGUGCGCUUCCAUCCAACAUUACAUAUUGAGAGAUGUGUAUUGUUCAAGCUCCUUCGCAUGUGUGUGCUAGAUGGGCUGACAUUUAAAUUGAGAUCUUCAUAAUGUUUAGGCAAUCUUGAAUGUGUCUCACAACCCUUUAAACACCACAUACACGGAUCAUGCUACUCAAUCACAAGUGUAAAUUCUGAGCCCUGUUACUAUAGGGCACAUCCAUCAAGCAGGAAAUUUUACAUAGUAAAGGUUUGCAGGAUUUAAUAACAUAAUGUUAUGCAUCAUUCAAUUUUUUUGUACAUGCUGCUGGCCAAACGUUUAUAAAUCCAAACAAUCUAAAUUGAUGGGUGAAAAGAUAAAACUUAAAAUCAAACAUCCACUACUAACACUCCAUGUUAAGUGACUUUAAUGAUAAUGCUUUGAGGAGCAGUGAGAUAGCAUUCAAAGUAAUGUGCAGAGAAAUAUAAACCGAAAUUUAACUUCUAGUUUUGCUACAAAGGUGGUAGAUUAAGAAUGCAAUUUAAAGAAGCUCUGUGAAAUAUGUGCUGUCAUCCUGAGUAGCAGAGACUGGAUUCCUGCAGGCCUCAUUGGAUUAAUACCCAAGGCAUUUACUUAGGGGUAUAGCUUUCCAAAUUUGCUGCAUCGUGUUUAAAGGAAUUUCUAGUCUAUAUGUAGUGUGGAGAGAUACUGUAUGUUUUAACAAAUCUUGACUGCUGGUCAUGCUAGAUCUCUGCUCCAUAUUUCUCAAAACAUAACUCUAGAAAAUGCAGAAAAGGAAAAGCGAUCUGUUCAUACAUGAAUAAUUUGUAUAGUUUGAGUUGUUUCUAUUGAAAUGUUUAAAUAUUAUUUAAUCUUUAUUUCAGGGGCUGUAGCUUGCCUGAUGAUGGUGGAAACAUGGCUCGAUUUCAAGGACUUUCCAAGGAACUCUUGGAUCUUACCCAAGAGGAGAACAAACUUGAUGAAUUAAUACAAAACUGUACCUUAGACCUAAAACAUUUGACAGAAGACACUGAGAAUCAAAGAUAUCCUUUGUGUCUUGGCUAUAUUGUCUGUUUAUCUAUAAAAUAUUUUACCAGGAAGGAUACAUUGAGAUUUCUCUCGUUUUCAAGUAUGUCCUUGUCAUAUAUGGUGUGCCAAUACCGGUUUUCAAUCUAUCUGGACCUUUCUUGGAAAACCUUUGGAUCCAAAGCGUUAAUCUCCAGAAAUGUUGUGUAUCUAAUUGGAUGAUCUACACUGAGUCUUGAUACUGUCUUUGCUGGAAAGUCAUAUUGGGGACAGGAGGAGGGGAGGGUGUUAUGCCCACUGACUUAUUUUUCUUCUCAGAGUUCAUAAUGGGUUCCAUGGUUUUUCAAAUUGACAAACUGAAAUUUGCUUUUGUGGAUGUGAUCAAUUCCUGAACUUGCAAAAUGGCACAAGAGCACAGCUAGUAAUCUUGAUUAAUCUAAUAAGUACGUGUGACUUGGUAGCACUGUUGGAAUAGUCUUAGCCUUAACGAGAGCUUUUUGUUGGAUUUCCUUAAAUAUUGUUUGGAGGAGGGGGUUUGUGCAAGUUUUAACUCUGGAAGGUGUGCCAUGGGUCCCAUUGCCUGAGAGGCCCCUUAGUGCUGUUUGCCUUCAGUAUCUAUCAUAGUGACAGAUGGACUGUUGCUAUCAAUGUUUUUUUUUUUUCUCAUCUUCCCUUCUCUCUCCAUUGGCAUAGUAGGUAAACACUACAAACAUGGAGUGAGUCAUUUGAAGGCAGUAUGUGCUGCUGCCCUGCUGGUUUUCAGUGCUAAUAUUACAGCAAGUGAACCAGUGGUGGAUAACUUUUAGAUUUGAUGUAGCGUAGGACUUGCUGUUUUGAACCCUGUUUAUUACUGCAGCAGUCACAGUGUAGUGGUUAUGAUACAAAGUUAAUGUGCUUCCUCUACACUUUAUUUCCACCACUCAAAGACUUCUUCCACUUCAUCCAUCUUGGUAUGCCAUAAAUGUAUUGUCAAGCCUGGAUGACCGUGGGAAGCUGGGUUUUUAGGUUUUUUUUUUAUUUUUAUGUAGAUUUUCCAAAGUUUUGACAGUAAUAGAGGUUAACAGAAGUUCAGAGGUACAUGCAUAUGUGUAACAGUGAGCAAACUGUUUGCAGUAAUAUCUUGCAUUUCUGCUUUUUAAAGGGAAACUAUAGUUUUCCUGGCACUACAGAUUUCCCCUCUGUCAAGGCCCCCUCCUGCAGCCCUUCAGUCACAUACCUGUGUCCAGCGCUGGUUUAGUUCUGUCCACGCUUCUCCCCCGCUGAUGUCAGCCAGCGGUGGAGACCUGAUGCGCAUGCGCUGCAAUGGCCAUGCUCUCAUUAGAAUCUCGCUGCAGCAAAAUGACGCGGGAGGUCCUCAUGCAGAGCUUGGGGAUGUCCAGCGUCAGAUAAUAGACCAAAAGUCAGUUUCAGUUCCAGAAGUCCCUCUAGUGGAUGUCUGGUAGACAGCCACUAAAGGAGGAAUUAGCCCUCAGAGGUAAUGAAUGCGGUUUAUGAAAGCUGCAAUAAUUACCACUGCAGGGUUAAAGGGACACUAUAGUCACCAGAACUACAGCUUAUUGAAUUUGUUCUGGUGAGUAGAAUCAUUACCUUCAGGCUUUUUGCUGUAAACACUGUCUCUUCAGAGAAAAUGCAGUGUUUACAUUACCGCCUAGUGAUAACUUCACUGGCCACUCCUCAGAUGGCUGUUAGAGAUCCUUCCUGGGUCAUGGCUGCCUAAAAAUGCAUCCAAACAUUCAGUCUCUCCUUUCCUCAGAGAUUCAUUGAUUUAAUUCAUCUCUAUGACGAGAUGCAGAUUGGCUAGGGCUGUGUUUGAAUCAUGCUGGCUCUGCCUCCUUGUCAGUCUCCGCCAUUCCUAUUGGCAAACAUUGUGAUUGGAUUAGGCUACCACUUCUGAUGUUAGCAGACUGUUUUUCUGAGACUAACAGCAUGCAGAGUUACAGCUUAAAGCUUGAAUGCAUGGGGGGCUAGUUGGUGCUUUUAACACUAUCGGGUCAGGAAUAAAUGUGUUUUCCUGACCCUAUAGUGAUCCUUUAAGAGUGAUGGGAGUUUGCACCCAGACCACUUCAAUGAGCUAAAGUGGUCUGGGUGCCUACAAUGUCCCUUUAAGCCAAACCAGAAACUUAGAGUAGACACUGUAACUUUUAUUGGGUAUUGUGAGCCAAGCAAGUAGCCUGUGUGGUUAAUUAUCAGUAGCUGUGCAUGCCCCAACGUCUAAGUCUGUUCAUUGGAUAUGGAGAGGCAUGUGAUGGGCAUAUUCAUGCACCAAACCAUUCAUGAGGUUAUAAAAAAAGCGGGGGGGGGGAGGGGGGGAGAGAGAGUGGAUGGUAUAUUUGGUUUGACUUCUCAGUGUUUUGAGGGGAAGCCCAGACCCUCACAACCCCCCAGUAACAUCUACCGUCCUGAGUUCCGCAUCUCUGUAAGAGACAGACAAAUUCUGGCCGAGGAAACCAGGUUGUGUCGGAGGUACCUUUAAAGGCCUAGAAGCAUUUUAUGAAGCUGUUUGUCAAAAUGCCAUCAGGUUCCUUACAAAUGUAUUUUGCUAUGUCAACAUAGCAUGUGCAAUUAGACCACAGAUAUAUUCUGGCUUGGUAUUGCAUUGUGCAAAGCAAACAAUGUUCUGUCUCUACAUGGAUUUGAGAUUAUUUUUGCAGCUAGAAAAUGUAGUCUGGAUUAGAAGACCUGAAACUCACUUAUACAGCUUUAAUACAUGCAGGAAGUGAAUUUUGAAUUGCACUUUUACACCAGCCUUUCUGAAAAACUGUUAUAUUCUUUGGACUGUACUCAUUGUUAAGGACUACAUGACUGUCUAUGCUCUCAUGCAGUGAAGGACUUUUACUGCAUGACGGUCUGUGCCUUCAUUUAACAUUAAAGUAUUAGCAGGGGUUAAAUGCCUGCUGGUACCAAGUAUCAGCUGGGGCUAAACGAACAGAUGAGGUUUAAGCUCUGCUCAUAGUUAUUUAAAUAUUUCCAAUUAUUUUUCCCCCUCUUCUCACGCCUGGCACAGUGUCCCCCAUGUUGCAGGGUGAACUACAAAGUGCUACAGGAUUGGUGCUAGUCUCUGCCAGCUAUCCAGCACCCAUUUUUGUGCUGCAAUCGUAGCACAGCCCUCUGUACUGUUUCAGCUAGGAAAUCAUUCUGCUGGUUUAAGUACUGACAUCAGCAGAGAAAAAUCCUUUGAGAGGUGGAGUUAGUACUGGGAUUUUAGGAAAGAUUAGGGGUAGAAUUGGUAUAACAUGGAUAUUUAGAGUAUCGUACUCUUACAGUAGCAGAAUGCAAGUAUGGUGUAUUUGGCCCUAGGGGUCACCUGUGGCCUGUGAAUUUCCCCAAAAUACAAAAUGGAACAAAAAAUAACUAAUUUGGCCUAGGGUUGUGAUAUAAUUGUUAAAUGAGAAGUGGCAAAACAUUGGGUUACAUUGCCUGGAGGAUAGUUUCUAUAAAUAUACUUUUGCUUAUGGGGUCUUCUAUUUAAAUUUUAUGACUAAAAUUAAAGUUGUAAUCUCAACAUCAUGCUAAAUUUUGGAGGAAGAGUAUUUUUCUUGGCUGCUCUCUUUGCAAACCCUCCCCUUAUAACCUCACCCAGACUUUGUGGCUGUCCAAUUACAGACUUCCCAACGCAGCUCAAUGAAAAGUCAUUGCAAGUCAGGUGCUCUGGGCAAUUGCUGCCUCGAGUUUAGCUCCACUGAGCUGAAUUACAAGGAUCGGUUCGUCUGACAACCAGGGAUUGAAACAAUGUUAAUUUAUAAUAUUGACAAUUUUAUAUUUAAUUAUGCACUCUGUAAAAGGGAAGGACACAUUCUUUACACACAGAGCAUUUCACCAAGCUGAAGUGCUUUAGGAGUGGAGUGUCCCCCUGGAAUGUCAUUUUAUUUAAAAAAAAAAUUCUCACCCUGUUCGCUUUAAAUGAAACUACUCAUCUAGUUUAUUGAAUCCUUCCAGUGGAUACUAUUGGUUUAGACAGGCAUGCUGCUGCUGUACAUGUUCAUAUUUCAUAAACGCAAAUUAUAAAAUUUGCUUCCCCUCUUUAGUAUUGCUUCAUAUGUACAUUAAUGCCACAGUGAUGUAAUUUCUAGUUAGAAAGGCUGCCAGAAAUUGCCAAGAGAUGGGGUACUGACAAUUACAACUGAGUUUUGAACAAGUUCACUGGCUCUUAAUGGUUUUUUUUAAUAUGUAGAUUUAGUAAUCUGGGUCUAUGGCGUUUAUGCAGCGUCCUUCAAAGGAGGUGUAAUAUGCAUACUAGAUUUCUUUGUAUUUAAUUUUUAUUAUUGAAAUUGCUAUAGGCUCAAGAUGCAGAUUCUAUUUGCACCAACCACCAAAAUCAUAACAGGUGACAUUUCCAUCUGUUUGGUUCUAACUGUAGUAAUACUUUUUAUGUGUUUUGAUUUGAUUGUUUCCUUAACUUUCAUCACAUUGGCUUAUGUAACCUACCAAGACAUUCGCAAAAUCAAUGGCCUUAAGGAACAAACCGUUAUUGUAGUAAGAGCCCCUCCUGAAACCAGACUUGAAGUGCCUGAUCCAGAUGAGGUAAUAUUUAGUUCUAACCAGCUGCCAAACAUUAGUCAACCCACUAUUUUCUUGCUCUUUCCGUGAGGAAUGUUUCCUGUAAGUCCUCUCUCCACAUUGUCUGUUAUUUAUUCCCAGUAAAUAUGCUUUCAGCUUUUACUGAUUUUAUAAAGUAAAUGAAGUGUGGUUCUCAAUGCAUUUAUACAGAACAUGUUACAACUUCAUAAGUAUAGAUCUACAAUAAGUCUGUUUGCUUGCUCUCUAUAGAAAAUGUCCAAAUACUUGUCUAGUCUAAUUGUGCAUUCUGUUUGUCCUGGAUCUUGCAGAGUUUGCAGAUACAUUUAACUAGCAGUCAAGGUGCCAUUGAAGUCUACUUAUGUCCUGAUGCUUCUGAAUCAAGCAGUCCGGUAAAGCAAAGUAAUCCAGACCUUAAUGGAAAUAUUGCAAAGACUAAUUCCAAAGGUAAUAUGAACUACUUAACUGUAAAAUGAAGUACAUAUAAGAUUUAAUCUUAAGAGGUGUGGUUAGUUUUUAUCUGGUCCUUUUUAAUAACUGUCUUGGUCAAUCAGAGAAAUGUCAAUCAGUGAUAUUACUUUCUGAUGAUUGGGUACAAAUAAAAGUAGUCUGCAUAAAUGUGCCAAAAUCCUAAAUUUGGUAGAUUUAAUAUCUUGGAAAACAUCUACAGACCCUUUGGGACUUUCCCUAACAUCUAAAAAAAUAUAUUCCGAGAAGAGCAUUUUUGUUCUGUAGAGUGUCAAGCUAAUGAGCUACGCUUUAAAGGGAUCCUAUAGUGCCAAGAAAACAAAGUAGGUUUCCUGGGACUAUAGGGUUAAUAGGUUGCACCCUUCUGCAGGACUGAAGGGGUUAAAACAACCCCAGCCACUUACCUGAAUCCAGCGCCAAAGUGGUGCUGGGUCAGGCUCCGCCCACACUCCUCCACGCGCCACAUUAGGCUUCCCCCAUAGGAAAGCAUUAUUCAAUGAUUUCCUAUGCAGAGCGUGAGCAUGUCAAACGUCUGAUAAGGGACCAAAAGUCAGGUUGGAUUCCGGAAGAGCCCCCAGUGGCUGUCUGGUAGACAACCACUGAGGGCAGACUUGGAACUGCAAUGUUUUACAGUGCAGCACUUGGUGCAAAAGGGACUCUGCACCCAGACCACUUCAGUAAGGGGCCGGACUAUAGUUUGGGGGGGAAAAUUAACGAAUUCCUUUACAUACUGAAACACAUACUGACAGACAUAUACAUACACAUACUGACCUACAUAGACAAAUAUACACAGACAGGCGUGCGCAGGCUGGCACGCACUGAUAUAUAUGCUGACAUACAAACAGCUAAUCUUUCUUUCCUGUUUUUUGCAGGAGGGUGGCUGAUGGGAGUUGGCGUGGUUCUCGCAGCCUGUCUCUAUUCCCUAACCGCAGGGAGGAAGUGACCAGCCAUCAUUUCCUCCCAGCACUACUUGCGACUGCAAUUUUUUUAUUUUUUUUUUAAAGGGACCCGGUCGCGCUGUUGCACAGCUGCUGCGCUGACUGAGCCCCUGAAGAUAUAGGGCCCAUCGGGUGACCCUAAAUGCUUGGGCCACAUGAUGGACCCUAUCAGCGUGCGGGACCCACUAUUGUGGCUAGACAGCGGCGGGUCCUGCAAUUGCCGGGUGGCCCGUAGUUUGAGGACCCCUGCUUUAAAGUAACAUUCUUCCCUCAAAACUACUUAAAUUAGUUUUUAGGGAAGAGAGGCCCUUAAAACUGUUCGCGUGAGGGUAUGUUUGGUUGAAUCCGUGUGUGUGUGUGUGUGUGUGUGUAUCAAUCACAGGUUUAUAAGUUCAUAUAUAAAGCAAUGGUUCAUAGUAAAUUAGAUUGUUAAAAUUCAAAGGGAUAAUGCUAAAAAGUGCACAUUUAGGAAUCCUAGGUAGAGUUUACAAGAUGCUGAGUUUUAGGAUUGCGUGCUGUUCCAAAAUACCAGUAUUUGGGGUGGAAAUAAUGGUAUCUUAAAAGUAAGUAUGCUUGUGGUUUGGAGUCACUCGAUGCAGCAUACCUAUGAGAUUGCUUUCGGGUAAAUUAUAAUGAAGCCACCCAAGAUAUUUUGUCCACUGUGAUCCAUAUUUUAUAACUAUAGGGAUCUCCUUUUAUUCCGAUUGGUGUGGUUUACUGAGAUUUGGCCAGACAUCAGAGGUGCUGAUUAUACUGUGAUUUGGUGCUGGCCAUCUGGCAAAGACCUGCAACAAUCUCAAUAAUUGGGUCUCUGCUUACACCAGAACUUUAGGACUGCAUUUAAGCCUAAGGUUUGGAUGAUGUAACUGCACAUCCCAAUGUUUAAGGGGUUAAGAAAGCAUAUGUUAUGUUUUCAGGGAUAUACUGGUUGUCUGAAUUAAUCUAUACACUCAAGGCAAUUUGAAGAGUGACUUUUUUUUCCUGGUUCAGACUUGCAUAACUGGUUCUUGUACAAUUUUGGAGGGGAAAUGGUGGUGGGUGGAAAAAGAUUGACUCUAGGUUUGUAUGCUUUGCCAAAGCCUAUACAUUUGGAAUACAAACAGGAAUUUGGGAGGCAUGAAAGUAGUAGUAAUGUAUUUUGGAGGUCUAAUUAGGCAUUUAGUGACCAGAGGUCCAUUGGUAAAAGUGUUUAUUGGGAGGAAAAGGGAUUCUUUAGCCUCUGAUUAUCAGAAUAUUUGAAUGUUCAUGUUCAGUAUGCCUUCCUACUCCCUGUGAUAACAUUGCACCAAACACUUUAACUGUAAAUGCAUAAAGUAAUGGAAUUGUUAUAAUAAUUUGGAAUGUGUAAUGUCUAGCAAUAACAGUGUAUACAACAUAUGCUCUAAGGUGGUAAAGAAAAGUGAAUUAAAUAGUGGAGGCAUGAAAAUUGUAUUUGUUUUGGUCAAUGUAAUAUCCUUUCAGGACCAGGAGAUAAAGGACCACUAUAGUGCCAGGAAAACAAACUUGUUUUCCUGGCACUAUAGUGUUAACAGGUCCCCCCACCUUCAUGGCCCGCCUGCUCAAGAGGGGUUAUGAGGUUAAACACUUAUCUUUCUCCAGCGCUGGGGACUCUCCUCCCUCUUCCGACGUCAUGCGCAGCAAGAGCCACGUGCGCCUUCAAUCAGUCCAUAGGAAAGCAUUUCUCAAUGCUUUCCUAUGGACGGCAGGAUCUUCUCGCUGUGAAAGUCAGUGAGACCGCCACUAGAGGCUGAAUUAACUCUGCAAUGUAAACCUAGCAGUUUCUCUGAAACUGCUAUGUUUACCGCUGCAGGGUUAACCCUAGAUGGACCUGACACCCAGACUACUUCAUUGAGCUGAAGUGGUCUGGGUGCCUAUAGUGGUCCUUUAAGGAAAUUAAUAUUAGGGCAUGUCAUUUGCUGUAAGUUAUAACUGUACUCUAAAUCCACCAAUUUUCCAUGCCAAGCUUCUUGCAAGGCGUUUGCCAGUUAGAUUAUGAGUAAGUACUACUUGACUAUUUUGUAUUCCAGUUUUAAAAUUAAAUGUCAUUUCAUGAUUUUCUUUUCCUCUCAAUUAUGCAGAUACUUUGUCUCCUAAUGUGGGUAAUUUAAAUUGCUCGGUGAUGGGCAUUUCACCUUUAACAUCCCCAAGUAACCUCCUUCAGCAGACAGAGGACCAAAUACCUUUGAAUCUGGAUAGCCCCUUUGUAAACCUGCUUCCUCCUCUCAUGCAUGAAGACUAUCUGCUAAGUCUUGGAGAAGAGGAAGGGAUCAGUGAUCUAUUUGAUGUCUAUGAAUUAGAGAAGCUACCAUCCUUGGAGGACUUCAUGUGCAGCUGAUUGUUAGACUUGAUUUUUUUUUUUUCUGCAGACCUUUUGGUUUGUCUUGAGUACCUUCCAUAUGGGACCCGAUAUACUUGAGAAUGUCACAUCUCGACACUUUCAUCUCUUCCUUUCCUGAGCCCUUCCAACAAUGACUGCAGCUUCAUGAAAUGAAUGCUACUACAGCUGCAGAAACUGCAAUGACCUGAACAAACUGGUCCUCGAGGCUAUGCAAGAUUUAUAGGAUGAUUCAUUGACUGGGUUUGUCCAAGGCACAAAUUUGCACCAUGUGUAAUAUUCUUCAAUAAUAGCAGUUUUUGAUCUAUAGGCCAUGGUCUGGUGAAGCCUGUGAAUGACAUGAAGUGUCAACCUGUGCCUUCCUAUGUAUUUCAUUAUCCCACCCUUCUCUCUUGUGGAGAUAGCCACAAUAAAUGUGAACUGUCAUUUUGGAGAUGCUGUGUCUAUAUUUUGUUUUGUUUUUUUGUUGUGUUUUUUUUUUUGUUUUGGCUUUUACAACCUAUAAUUAUUUUAUAGCAUUAAUUGUUACUUGUGUAAAGGACAACUUCAGACACCAUCUGAGGUCUCCAGAUUUUUUAUUUUCUGCCUUUUUUUGAUGGUUGCUAAUUGGGUCAUUAAGGUUGGAUGUUACCUUGCAUUUGAGGUUUGGCACUAUUUAUUUAAAGACUUUGAUAGGCAAAUUCCUCAGUUUACAAUGCCCUCUAGUAUUUUUGUGCUUUAAGCUGGUUUGAAGUGCCUGCAACUGCAUAACCUAUUUUUAGUAAUUAUCUUCAAAACCUUAAAUCUAAAUAUAAGGUUCCCUUUUAUCACUUGUAUUCCAAGGCUGACAUUUUGACAAUGCAGUUUUUUACAUUAUGCUGUUUUUACGUUUUUAUUUUUGUCUGAAACACAAUCGCAGGUGAUCAGAUAUCAAAUCUCUCUAGUUUAUUUCAAAAUAAGUUUUGUAACGCACUUCUGCAUUUAUACUUUAAGAUUUAGUGAUGCGUUUACUUUCCUCUUUGACAUUUCAGAUCUCGAUAUAAAAACUUUAUGGAAGAAAGUCAUUUUAAAUAUUUGUUCCAAUCAGAACUACAAUUUUACCAGGAAAGUACAUUAAGAUUUUAUUAAUGUUUUCAAAAUAUGGCUUGUGAUAUAGAAACCUUUCCAACUAGUUGGAUGGAGGCCAAUGCUUGGCUGCAUCAAUGCAUGUUUAUCAGUCCUAUAUCAAUUUCAGAGUGAAGUGGAGAUUCUUACAGCACCAAGGCUUGCUGACCAGAUCUCUGGGUAGAGUUAAAGCUUGUAUUUGAAAAACUGGAUUUUAAUAAUUAAAUUCCUACAUAUCAUCUUGCAAAAAGCAAAUCUUAUUUAUAAAGUUUAACUGCCCCCUUUCUCCUCCCAAAACGUUUCAUAUGUGACCAAAAGGAAGCCAUAAGUGAACUGAUGGUAGUUCUAUUCCCAGGUAGUUCUAUUAACCCAAAAAAAAUUGCUCUAGGCAACAGUUUGACAUUCUAGAUGUGAACAAUGGCUUGCAUAAUGCUCAUUCAGUUAAUUUGGAGUGCCAAAGUGUGCCUGCCACCUGUUAACGCUGAGCAAAUUAGAUUUUGUGUGGAAUUUUAUUUUUGUCGUCCCAGCAGACACUCUGCAAAAUGCUGUCAACAUUUGAUGUUUUACAUAUAAAUACAAUGUCAACACUUUGGCCAGUGUCAUGUUGGCAAACUGUUGACUCAAAUACCCAAGUCCGAUUUAAUUACCUUUUGUGGAAAUUUGAAGGAGUACUGCGACUUGCCUUACUUGAAAUUAACAUAGCUGUUUUGUGUACCAUCAAGUGAAAGGGUGUUUUUUUUUUUUCCUUUCAUAUGGUAUGUGUCUCAGAUUAAAGAUGCCUGCAUCAAGACGAAUGUUAGCAAUAAAGACUACAUAUUACAAAUGGACUUGCAUCAAAAGAUGUAUUGUAAUGUUUAAUGACCUGUCACUUGGAAAAUGUUUUGCCAAACACGUUUUACAGCAGCUCUUUAAGCUAUACAUAAUCUUGCUUAGUAUAGUAGAUUUGUAUAAAUGCUUUUUAAUUUCAUAUGCCAAUGCAUUAUUUAUACCUUGGCUGCAUCAUUGAAAAUGAUGUGUGCAGCUUUUGGUACUAUUUGGGUUGCUGCUAUUUGGGUCUUUACAAAUGGGUGGGAGAGGACUUUAAUGACUUAAACUUGCCUAUUUAAAAUUAAACGUGAUGCCUAAAAGGUUAACUAUUGUUAACAGUGUUAAGUAUAUUUUGUAUGCCCUGUUUUUGUCUGUCUUCGAUUGGGAGAAAAUGAGUUUGGUGUAUUUUACAUGGGAAAGGGCAGACUCUUUUUUUAAUUAAAUUAAAAAUGUCUUAUUUAAUAGUCUUGCAGACCAUAACUGGAUGGAACCUGUGUUAGAAAAAUAUAGGGUGGUAUUUUAUUUUAGCUGAACUUUUAUUCCCAGAAAAAAAAUGUAUUUGGAAUCUUUUGCUCUGAGGUGUAUCAAUUUACUGGGGUGGGUAAACCAAGCUUUGAUUAAAUUAUUUUUGUGUGAUUUUUAGAUGAAACCGAAGUGUAAAAUAAUGUAAAAAAAAAGCUUUUAAAUGCCAUUUGUAAAUACACAUAGAAUUACCUGUAAUUUAGCUAUGUUACCACUUUUGAUGUUCUUUAAAUACAUCUUUUUGUAAAGUAAUCAAUAAAUGAUUUUUCUAAUGCCUUUGUAAAUGAUGUGUUGGUAUUAAAAACACAUUUGUCUGGUCUAAGAACUAAUCUCACAUGCCAUGUAUAACUUUUGGAACCCCCUCCCCAUUCAGUCACCUGUUUUUAGGCAUGAUUUGAGCAAAUUGAGUGUAGUGUAAAUAGCCCAGUUCAAUUUUUUUUUAAACAAUUUUUUUACUCAGUCCAUAUCUGAUAAGGGCCUGCAAGAUUUGUUUGACCAUCCUUUAAAGCAAUUCAGUCUCAUAAAAAGGGUGGUCACUGUAGUUAUAAACAUAUUGGUUAUAGCCAGAAAAUUGUUGCAUGUUUUAUGCUGCAUGGUUAGUCUAGGGAUUUUGCCUAAUUUGCCAGUACCCGCACAGUGACAUCACCACUGGAGGGGGCAGGAAAAGGGGAGUUCUACUUACCUCAACCUGUCCCUUGUGGGUGACUACAUCCUCUUCCGCUCCUGGCACUUCAACUCAAGGAGCCAACGUCACUGCUAAAUGCAUGUGAGUAUAGCAUGCAGGUCUAUGGAGAACAUUGUAGGAUCGUCAAUAGAGCCAAUUCCUUGCAGGUGUCACUGAUGACAGCUCGGGGAUUGACACUUGACGGCAUUACCUAUGCCCAAUGUCAAAUUUAGGAAAAU